AUGGAGAGGCAGGAGGCUCUGGGGGCUGCUGGCUGCCUCCGCGGGGAAUCCCCGGGAGCGGCACCCAAGGGUGUGCCAGAAGGAGUCGGAGCGGGCGAGGCCGACGCCGGGCCGCCGUCCGGGGUGGUCCCGUCUCAGGGUUCUGGGCCCUCCCCGCACUCCGGGGAAAUCGUAACUUGCGCUCCUGGUUCUAGCCGGCCCACCGGGGGGGUAGCUGUCCUCGGUUCGGGGCCCCACCGGCACCCGGGGGAGGUUGCGGGCCUCAGCGCCGGGCCCGGGACACACCCUGACGGAUUACAUGCCCCCUUCCCUGAAGCCAGUGUGUGCGGGACCUGCAGCCCCGGGUCGGGGGGCUCUGGGGUGUACAGCUGGGAAUACAGUCCAUCGCGCUCCGGGUCAACCUGCUUGAACCUCCACAAACCUUGUGAGGACUGGCCCCGCAGCAUCCUAAAGACCAGCACCACCAUCCUGAUGCAGAAAUCCCUCAGCGCUGAGAAGAAAAAGGCCCAGCGGUGGGAUGAAAUGAACAUCUUGGCCACCUACCACCCCGCUGACAAGGAUUACGGGUUUAUGAAGGUGGAUGAGCCCAGCACCCCCUACCACAGGCUGCAGGACAGCGAUGAGGACAUGCCUGGGGCGGUCUCUCACACAGUGACUCCCCAGGCGCUGGCCGAAAGGUUUGCAACAAUGGACAAUUUCUACCCCAAGGUCCUGCGGUACCAUAAUAACAGAAGUUCAGAGUCUUCAGACAUCUUUUCCAAGACACACUCCAGUGAUUUUGACAAGCACCGAAAGUCACACUACGAUGAGGGAAAGUUCCUCAUGGCUCAGAAAAGCCUUCCCUUCAGUAAGAAAAAGCCCUGCCAUGGGGCUUGCUCCAGUCUGGGCAGCGGCGGUCGGGUCAUGGAGCCCAGGCCUGUGGAGAGAGGCCGGAUGGGAGGACUGACCGGAGAAGUCCAAGAUGAGAUUGGUCUGGUGACCAGGAACCAUGUCCCAGAAGUCAAGGGGGGGGCUCUUAUGGACACCUGUGGAUCCCUGGAUGCCCCAGGCAACCGGAAGACUCAGCGUGAUUGGGAUGACUCCUCAGAUCCCCCUACCUUCAGAAACCUGUCCCUGCCUUCAGCCACCGUCGUGUGGGACCAGGACAUUGAUCAGCAGCGCAAGGAGUAUUAUAGCAAGGGAAGGUAUCUCAGAUGCUCUCCCCACCCAGAGCUUGAGGAGGACACAGAAGACGAGCCCGAGCAGCGGGACAGCUCCGCACAUUUUAACUGGGUGAUUGAGAGUCCCACAGGCACUGAGGUCCGUCUACUGGAGCAUACAGGAAGCCCCGUUCAGGAUCCCCAGGCCUCUGAAGAGUCCCUGGCAGGGACAUCACAGCCUGGGGCUGCCCUGUCCUCCAAAGACAGAGCAGAGUCAGGCUGGUGUCAGUGGGUGAUAUCCAAGGGGCUCAACUGGCGAAGCCCAGAAAGCUUGGAGAAGGAACUUGGAAGCAGCCCACACUCUCCACACCAAAACCAGUGCAGAUACGAAACCCUGCGGAUUCGAUGGACACAGGAGGAGGAAAGCAGACAAUGAAAACUGUAGCCAG
Enhydra lutris kenyoni (northern sea otter) is the source of this 1588-nucleotide messenger RNA. RefSeq lists its product as uncharacterized. Bases 1 to 1575 code for a protein of 524 amino acids. NCBI's taxonomy places the organism in Eukaryota, Metazoa, Chordata, Mammalia, Carnivora, Mustelidae. Gene Ontology annotation, molecular function: protein phosphatase inhibitor activity. The record is from RefSeq and is a predicted model, not a curated record. The transcript is spliced from 9 exons. Gene Ontology annotation, biological process: regulation of signal transduction.